This is a messenger RNA of Triticum urartu, 904 nucleotides long. The record is from RefSeq and is a predicted model, not a curated record. Lineage: Eukaryota; Viridiplantae; Streptophyta; Magnoliopsida; Poales; Poaceae.
AGUUCGGUGCUGCUUAUCCUUUCCCUUGCAUAUAUCUCUGCCAUUCUCCACCUCUCGCUCCCAGACCUGCUCGCGCUCCAACAAGCCGCAAAGCGCCAUGGCCUCCAUCCCGUGCACCAUCCAGCUCGCGACCAAGGCGGCGUCCUCGUCUUCCGGGUGGAGGUCGCCGCGGGCGGUGGGGGGAGUGCUGAGGACCCCGCAGCUGGGCGGCGGCGCAGCGUGGCUGCGGCCGUCACUGUUGAGCAAGGUGGCGCCGGCGAGGGAGAGCGGCAGAGUGAGGUUCUUCAAGUUCGGGAACAAGGACGCUGAGGGCGCCGGCAUCUACGGCAGCCAGGCGAGGGACGACUUCGACCGCGACGACGUCGAGCAGUACUUCAACUACAUGGGGAUGCUGGCGGUGGAGGGCACCUACGACAAGAUGGAGGCGCUGCUGAACCAGAGCAUCCACCCGGUGGACAUCCUGCUGAUUCUGGCCGCCUCCGAGGGCGACUUGCCCAAGAUCGAGGAGCUGCUCAAGGCCGGCGCCAAGUACGACGUCAAGGACGCCGACGGGAGGACGGCGCUGGACCGGGCUAGCGGCGAGGUCAGGGAGUUCAUCACCGGCUUCGCCGUGGCCAAGAAGGCAUGAUCACUCAUGCUUGGAGAUUCCGGUUUGGGGUGUGUAGAUUCUCCUCCGUUUUGCUGCGGUCGGUAGAGUGAGCUUAGCCGGGAGAUUCACGAGCUGCUCGGGUCGGCACGGUGCAACGACUGACCUUGCUUUGCGAAGGACCUGAUCUCCAUGGAAAGUUUGAGUAGUUGCUGAACCUGACGAGCAGGUUUCGUUGCGUCAUCCUUGAACUGAGGCAACUGAUAUAUAAUGUUAUUCGGAAAUAAUGUUAUUCGGAAGAAGAAGAACCUUGCUUCA